This is a messenger RNA of Platichthys flesus (European flounder), 2770 nucleotides long. Its product is annotated as interleukin-1 receptor accessory protein. The record is from RefSeq and is a predicted model, not a curated record. The transcript is spliced from 12 exons. Gene Ontology annotation, biological process: signal transduction. The coding region runs from base 308 to 2137 and encodes 609 amino acids. Lineage: Eukaryota; Metazoa; Chordata; Actinopteri; Pleuronectiformes; Pleuronectidae.
ACACACACACAAACACACUAAACACAUACAAACACUCAGACACUGUCUGACACACACACUGAUACACGCACACGCUGCGUUCACUUUCCUUUACACAACUUUUCUGCGCUUUUAACGCACAUUCUACGUGAAUCGUUGAAAGUUGUUGGGGGGGGGGGGGCAAUCUCUUGCGUGCGUGUGUGCGCGUGUGUGAGUGUGUGUAAACACUCGGGUUAACCGUCACUGUGCGGACCCGCCCAGCGGAGCUCCGUGAGGACCGACUCGCUCCACUCCCAGACGCCCGGGAUCCGCUCUCUUCGUCGGGUUCAUGUCGUCCUUCAUCUCCACCCUCGUCUUCCUCUGCAGCGUGGCAGCUGUCACUCAGUCCAGUCACCUGACAGAUCCCAUGUGUUAUGAUUGGGGGGAGUCCAGUGAGGGGACAGUCUCUGUCCUGGAAGGGGAGGCCGGUUGGCUCUCCUGUCCUCUUUUCUCUCAUCCCUCCGUCUACAACUACACGUCCACCCAGAGCGCUGGACACAACCUGUACUGGUACCGCGUCCCAGAGGGCCACGACCUGGAGCAGCCAAUCACAUACAGCUCCCGUCUCACUCCAGGCAGAGAGAGGCUGUGGCUGCAGCCGGCUGCUCUGGAGGACAGUGGACUGUACAUCUGCAUGCUGGGUAACAAGUCGUCCUGCAGUAAGAUGGCCAUGCGGCUCAAGGUGCUGCGCCCUGAAGACCUGGUCCAACCCUCUGACUGCCGGCCUCCCGUGGCCUCACCACCGAGCAGCGUGGUCAUCCCACAGCAGGAGGGGAGGUUCCUGGACUGUCCAGACCUGCAGGACGUCACCAAGAUGGCCGACAGCCAUCCCACCGUCACCUGGUACCACGUGACGCUAUCCGGCUCGUGUUACCAGUAUCCGUUCUGGAACCACGACCGGGAGCAGCAGGGAUCCAGGCUGAGGUUUUACACCAUGUAUGAUUUAUAUCGUGGUUUAUAUUUCUGCACCGUCACCUACCUGAGGAAAGGCAAGACGCUCAACUUCAGCAGGAGCAUCAACGUCACCACAGUCCAUCCUACAUCGCUGCCAAAAGAACCCAGCAUCAUGCAGCCGUACAGAGGCCGGGUGUUCCCCGUCAGACUGGGUAUGGAGGAGCGUCUGCAGUGCACCGGUCUGUUCCCGUCCCUGGAGUCAGAUUGGGAGAUCUGGUGGACGGUCGACGGGAAGACUCUGGAGGAACUGGGCGACCCCCGCUUCACUAAAGUCAACAGUCAGGUGAACAUACACAACGGGGACCGGACGGAGGAGAGCCUGCUGGUGAUCCAGGACUUGGGCUCCGAGGACCUGAAGCGACAGUACAGCUGCUCUGUGAGGAACUCCAGAGGUUCUGAGACGCGCCGGGCGGAGCUGAAGCUCGAGGUGUCUUUGCCGUCCGUGGAGCUGGGUUGUGGUCUCGCCGUGACCCUGGUCCUCAUGCUGCUGCUCUUCGUGGUCUAUCACGUCUUCUGGUUGGAGCUGCUGCUCAUCUACCGCUCGUGGUUCGGCAGCGACGAGCGGCACUCGGAUGAUAAAGAGUACGAUGUGUACAUCUCGUAUGCGAGGAACUCUGAGGACGAGCAGUUUGUUCUGUCGACGCUUCGCACUGUUCUGGAAAACGAGCUCGGAUACUCAGUGUGUAUCUUUGACCGAGACAGUCUGCCGGGAGGGACCAUCACAGAUGAGACUCUGAGUUUCGUGGCUCGUAGCCGGCGCGUCCUGGUGGUCGUUAGCCCAGGUUACGCCACCCAGGGGUCCCAGGCCCUGCUGGAGCUGAAGGCCGGUAUCGACGGCAUGGCGCUGAGCGGAGACCUGAGGGUCAUCCUGGUCCAGUUCAAACCGGUUCGGUGGCAGGGCUGGGUCCGCGAGCUGAGGCGAGCCCGGGUGGCUCUGGCCCUGGUCCAAUGGCAGGGAGACAAAUCCAGUGAGCUGACGUCUCGCUUCUGGAAGAGGCUGAGGGUGGAGCUUCCUGUGAGGAGGCUCAGCCGCAGGGCGGAGGAGGAGGAGGGGAACAGCAAGGAGCUGAUGAGGCUGCACAGUCAGAACAGCACCAACUCACAGACCGGCCUCAUCACUGACACCAACAAAAACCCCAAGAAGGUCUUCAGCUGUGCAGUGUGACGGAGCUCAGCACCUUCCAGUCACGUGUUCAGAACAUGUGACGGAGCUCAGCACCUUCCAGUCACGUGUUCAGAACAUGUGACGGAGCUCAGCACCUUCCAGUCACGUGUUCAGAACAUGUCAGCAGUCGUAGAUGGACAUUGAAAGAAUAUUCUAAGAUUAAUUUCUCUUAAUCUGGUUCUGACUCUUCCACUCAGUCGUCCGUCUUAGUGAUGAAACUCAGUGUCUGAUUCUGAACUUGGGCCUGAGGGUGGCGCCAGAGGGAAGACCGAGGAUUGAGACAGAAAUUUAAAGUUGACGUUUGAUAAUGAUCGAGUCCAGCAGCUGCUGAGUCGACACCGAAAAUACAGACAAGGUGAAGGUGGAACAGACGCAGGGCGAGAGACGACCCAGAAACCAAAAGAACAUUUAAAAAAGCCACAUUAACAUUCUGAUUAACUAAUGCACUUCAACUUUCACGUCAGAAGAUUAAUUAUGUUAAGUAAAAGUUGCCUGAUCGUUAUUUUCAUCGUUGUAAUUACUCUGCACUUUCUGCCGUUUUAUUUUUAUUUUUUUAUCACUUUAAAAACAGUAUUUUAACGAGAGACUGCAUCCUGAACUUUGUCAGUUUUUUUAAUAAAUGGUUAACAAUCA